UUACCCAACAGCUGAUUUCAAUUGUCAAACGCCACGAAACAACACGCAACGUUUAAUUGUUUGUAUUUAAUUUUUCUAACAUUCCAACUCAUUGCAAUCAUACCGGCAAAUAAUGGCUAUGACAAAUUUACAACAGUGGCUUCUAUAUAUUGGACUGUUUGCGAUACCUUAUGUAGCGAUAGUGGCUGGAUAUCUACAGGCGCCUGUGUUAACCAAAUGGGAAUUGGAAAUUCAACUGUUACCAAUUGUGCUGCUCGUUUCAUUUGGGGCUUACGCAGCCACAGUUGUACUCUAUCGCACCUUCACAUUCAACGACUGCCCACUGGCAGCCAAAGAACUACAGCAACAAAUUGAAGAAGCGCGGAAAGAUUUAAAAACAAAAGGUUUUAUAUUUCGCGACUAAAUUUUUUAGUAACUGCAAUGAUUUAUUAAACUGGCCAAGAUUGCAUUCACAUUAAUUAAAUAAAUAUGGAAUAUACAAAAACGUUUAACUAUGUAGAGGAAUAUUUUACAUAGCUAAUUGUAUGUAAGUAGCUUUCCACCUAGAAGCGAGUUUCAUGAGUUUAGUAAAAACUUGCCCAACACGUUUUUUAAUCACAUUCUAUGCAGGUUUAUCUUGUUUACAUAAUAAAAUCCGAUUAUAGCAUCUGAA
Anastrepha ludens (Mexican fruit fly) is the source of this 652-nucleotide messenger RNA. It is a transcript of the gene Dpm3, whose product is annotated as dolichol-phosphate mannosyltransferase subunit 3. Gene Ontology annotation, cellular component: endoplasmic reticulum membrane; dolichol-phosphate-mannose synthase complex. The record is from RefSeq and is a predicted model, not a curated record. Gene Ontology annotation, biological process: GPI anchor biosynthetic process. Lineage: Eukaryota; Metazoa; Arthropoda; Insecta; Diptera; Tephritidae. The transcript has 2 exons. The coding region runs from base 113 to 403 and encodes 96 amino acids.